Exophiala xenobiotica is the source of this 1986-nucleotide messenger RNA. RefSeq lists its product as uncharacterized. Bases 1 to 1986 code for a protein of 661 amino acids. The record is from RefSeq and is a predicted model, not a curated record. Gene Ontology annotation, cellular component: mitochondrion. NCBI's taxonomy places the organism in Eukaryota, Fungi, Ascomycota, Eurotiomycetes, Chaetothyriales, Herpotrichiellaceae. The transcript has 2 exons.
AUGUCCUUGCUCUUCGCGUGGACUCAGAAAUACAGUUUGAAAGAUCCUCGCCAAAGGCGUUACUCUCCCCUCCUUGCCGCUGCAGCGGGCCUCUCCUCGGUCGCCUUUGUCGAGAUCACCGAGAAUCAUGACGAGAACAAGACGGUCGAGAUGCAGAUGCUGGAAGCCUCGCGGCAGGAAAUCAGUAAGAAGGUACCUGAAGAUGCCCACGGCCUACGACGAUUGUACAAAAGCAUAAUAUAUUUCCUGGAUCAAUAUGUUUACGAACCCUUAGCGACUGGUGUCCGCUUCCUCUACCUGGUCGUUAUCUUCGUUCCCGUCAUUGCAACCGUACCGAUUGUGCUCAUUGGGCCGCGGAGAAAAGAUCGCGACAAUGAAAGGAGCGGGACAAUAUGGUGGUACGGUUUUCUGGUCACUGCCAUGGAAAGAGCAGGUCCGGCCUUCAUCAAGCUGGGACAAUGGGCUGCCUCGAGGUCCGAUAUCUUCCCUGCAGAAAUGUGCAAGGUCAUGUCCACAUUGCACUCUAACGCACCGGCUCACUCACUCCGACAUACCAAAAGGACAAUCUGCGAGGCUUUUGGCGGCAGGAAUUUUGACGAGAUCUUCCUAGAGUUCGACGAAAAGCCUUUGGGUGUCGGUGCUAUCGCUCAAGUCUACAAAGCCAGAUUGAAGCCUAACCUGGCGAGACCAGACGACAGCGACCUCGAACAUCAUGACAAGCACCGGUUAAGGCAUCGAAUCAGGAGAAAUGUCAAUGCCCUGGUCAAGUCGAGCCCUCAGAGGAUACCUUCGGCAUACGUUGCUAUCAAGGUCCUUCAUCCCAAGGUUGAAAGAAAUGUCCGCCGAGACCUCAAAAUCAUGGCCAUCUUCGCAUCGAUCAUUAAUGCCAUUCCCACAUUGGAAUGGCUAGAUCUCCCCAAUGAAGUUGCCAAUUUCGGCGAAAUGAUGCGAUUGCAACUCGACCUUAGAAUCGAAGCUGCCAACCUCACAAUCCUCCGGAAGAAUUUCCAAAACCGCACAACAGCAUGGUUCCCACACCCGUACACAGAUUUCACAACACGCACUGUCCUUGUCGAGGAAUUUGCGCAAGGCCUACCACUAGCAGCAUUUUUAGAGUCUGGAGGCGGAGUCUUCCAACAAGAAAUUGCAAACGAAGGUCUAGACGCAUUCUUGCACAUGCUCUUGAUAGACAACUUUGUCCAUGCGGAUCUGCAUCCCGGCAAUAUCAUGGUCAAUUUCUACAAGCCGACGCAACCCGAUGUCAAACUACCAUACAUGUCCAGACAAGAUCCUACGCAGCCGUCGACCGCAACCGAAAUCGACGAGUCUGAGGCCGUGCUCUCACGUCUGCGUCCCCACGUGGGCAAAAAGCAAGAAUGGCUCGCGGCGCUGAAUCAGAUCGAUAACGAAGGGUAUAGACCGCAGUUGAUUUUCAUUGACACUGGCCUUGUCACGGAGCUCAACAGCAAGAACAGGACGAAUUUCCUGGACCUCUUCAGAGCGAUUGCCGAGUUUGACGGCUAUCGGGCCGGACACCUGAUGAUCGAACGGUGCCGGCAGCCGGACGCGGUCAUCGACGGGGAGGUCUUCGCCCUGAAAAUGCAGCAUCUUGUUCUGUCGGUCAAAGGCCAGACGUUUGCGCUCGGCCACAUCAAGAUCGGCGACGUCCUCUCCGAGGUGUUGGGGAUGGUACGGUCUCACCAUGUCCGAAUGGAAGGCGAUUUUGUCAACGUGGUCAUCUCGAUCUUACUUCUCGAAGGCAUUGGCAGAACGCUGGACCCGGAUCUGGAUCUGUUCAAGAGUGCUCUACCGAUCUUGAGACAGCUAGGUUCAUCGGAUCCUGGUGCUGUCCUGAAGAGUUUCAAAGAAGGAGACUUCUCACUGUUGAAGAUCUGGGUUGGACUCGAGGCACGGAGAUUCUUCCAAGCCAGCGCCGAGAGUGUCGAGAUGUGUGUGAAAUAUGACUUGCUCAGUCCUAAUUUUUGA